Messenger RNA from Sphaerodactylus townsendi, 4014 nucleotides. It is a transcript of the gene TNPO3, whose product is annotated as transportin 3. NCBI's taxonomy places the organism in Eukaryota, Metazoa, Chordata, Lepidosauria, Squamata, Sphaerodactylidae. Gene Ontology annotation, biological process: protein import into nucleus. Gene Ontology annotation, cellular component: cytoplasm; nuclear membrane. The record is from RefSeq and is a predicted model, not a curated record. The transcript is spliced from 23 exons.
UUUCCGUGGGGAGCGUCCUCCGGGGACACCGGCCCCCUCGCUUCCUGCCCGGUAGCGGACGGGCCGGCCGGGCGGGCGAUGGGCUGGCAGGCCUGAGGCGGCGGCGGCGGCGGCGGCGGCGACGGGGGAGCCAUGGAUCCUGGCGGGGGCGGCGGCUGCCCCGGGCCCGGCGGCGGCGGCGGGGGGAAGCCGGGCCUGCAGGUGGUCUACCAGGCCGUGCAGGCGCUCUACCACGACCCGGACCCCAGCGGCAAGGAGCGCGCCAGCCUGUGGCUCGGGGAGCUCCAGCGAUCGGUCCACGCCUGGGAGAUUUCCGACCAGCUGCUGCAGAUCCGGCAGGACGUGGAGUCGUGCUACUUUGCGGCUCAAACCAUGAAGAUGAAAAUCCAGACCUCAUUCUACGAGCUCCCGACGGACUCGCACGCCUCUCUGCGGGACUCUUUGCUGUCCCACAUCCAGAACUUGAAAGACAUGUCCCCUGUCAUUGUCACCCAGCUUGCCCUCGCAAUAGCAGACCUCGCCUUGCAGAUGGCCUCGUGGAAGGGCUGCGUACACACACUGGUUGAAAGUAAGUACAAUAACGACGUGACGUCGCUGCCCUUCUUGCUGGAGAUCCUGACGGUGCUGCCAGGAGAGGAAUCACAGCCGCUCGCGUAAUCGCUUGCCAGACCCAACCGCGCCGUGACCGAGAUCAUCGAGGAUCUGGCCUUCCUGCACUCCACCCCUUUGAGUCUCCUGCAGAUGACCUGUGUGGGGAAGACCGGCAGCGACGAGAAGAUGCUCAUGAAGAUCUUCCGCUGCCUGGGAAGCUGGUUCAACCUGGGGGUCCUGGACAGCACCUUCAUGGCCAACAGCAAGCUGCUCUCGCUCCUCUUCGAGGUUCUGCAACAGGACAAGACGUCGUCGAAUCUGCACGAAGCCGCUUCGGACUGCGUCUGUUCGGCGCUCUAUGCCAUCGAGAACGUGGAGACCAACCUCCCCCUGGCGCUGCAGCUCUUCCAGGGCGUGCUGACCCUCGAGACGGCCUACCAUAUGGCCGUGGCGCGAGAGGAUCUAGACAAGGUUCUGAAUUACUGCCGGAUCUUUACUGAACUCUGCGAGACGCUUCUGGACAAAAUCGUUUGCACUCCAGGCCACGGCCUAGGGGAUUUGCGGACUAUCGAGCUGCUGUUGAUCUGCGCGGGUCACCCACAGUAUGAGGUGGUGGAGAUUUCCUUCAACUUCUGGUACCGGCUGGGGGAGCAUCUCUACAAGACGGAAGACGCCGUCAUCCACAGCAUCUUCAAGGCCUACAUUCAGAGACUGCUCCAUGCCCUGGCGCGGCACUGUCAGCUGGAUCCGGACCACGAAGGAAUUCCCGAGGAGACGGAUGACUUCGGAGAGUUCCGGAUGAGGGUGUCUGAUCUCGUGAAGGACCUGAUCUUCCUUGUUGGCUCUGUAGAAUGUUUUGCUCAGCUUUAUGCUACCCUAAAAGAAGGAAACCCUCCUUGGGAAGUGACGGAAGCUGUGCUCUUCAUCAUGGCCUCGAUAGCCAAGAGCGUUGACCAGGAGAACAACCCGACGCUGGUGGAGGUGCUGGACGGGGUGGUGCGCCUGCCUGAAUCGGUGCACUUGGCUGUCCGCUACACAAGCAUCGAGCUGGUCGGCGAGAUGAGCGAAGUGAUAGACAGGAACCCCCAUUUCCUUGAUCCGGUGCUCGGCUUUUUGAUGAAGGGUCUCUGCGAGAAAUCGCUGGCCUCGGUUGCUGCCAAAGCCAUUCACAACAUCUGCGCCGUGUGCCGGGACCACAUGGCCCAGCACUUCAGCGGCCUGCUGGAAAUCGCCCGGUCCCUGGACUCCUUCAUGCUCUCGCCGGAGGCCGCGGUCGGGCUCCUUAAAGGGACUGCGUUGGUGCUGGCCCGGCUUCCGCUGGAGAAGAUCUCAGCGUGUCUCAGUGAACUUUGUGCCGUUCAGGUGGUGGCGCUGAAAAAGCUGCUCUCUCAGGAGCCGAGCAACGGCCUCUCCUCAGACCCCACCGUACCCCUCGAUCGCCUUGCUGUUAUAUUUAGGCAUACCAACCCUAUUGUAGAGAAUGGACAGACACAUCCGUGCCAAAAAGUCAUCCAGGAGAUCUGGCCAGUCCUGUCAGAGACCCUGAACAAACACCGUGCCGAUAACCGCAUCGUGGAGCGCUGCUGCCGUUGCCUGCGCUUCGCCGUCCGCUGCGUCGGGAAAGGCUCGGCAGCUCUCCUGCAGCCGCUGGUCACGCAGAUGGUGGGCGUCUACCAGGAGCACCAGCAUUCCUGUUUCCUCUACCUGGGGAGUAUCCUGGUGGAUGAAUACGGGAUGGAAGAGGGCUGUCGGCAGGGGCUGCUUUCUGGAGGCAAUGCCUUGUGCGUCCCCACAUUCCGGCUCAUCGAGCAACCGAAUGGCCUCCAGAACCACCCUGACACUGUGGACGACCUCUUCCGGCUGGCAACGAGGUUCAUCCAGCGCAGCCCGAUCACGUUGCUCCGCAGCCAGGUCAUCCUCCCCAUCUUGCAGUGGGCCAUCGCCGCCACCACCCUGGACCACCGCGAUGCCAACUGCAGCGUCAUGAAGUUCUUGCGCGAUCUCGUCCACACGGGAGUGGCCAACGAUGUGAGUGGCGGGCAGGGGGAGGGGGGCCGGGGCGUGUCUGAGUCUCACACCUUUUGUCGCUGGUUGGAGAACUCGCUGAAGGGCUUACCAAAGGAAACCACGGGGGGAGCCAUGCAAGUGACGCACAAGCAGCUAACGGACUUCCACAAGCAGGUCACAAGCGCCGAGGAGUGCAAACAGGUUUGCUGGGCUCUGCGGGACUUCACCAGGCUGUUCCGGUAGCGUGUGCCGCCUUCUGUCUGCCUGUCUCCCAGGACUGUCUUAUUUUCAGAAGAGGAAAUAAAACACAACCAAGACUCUGUCCCACAACCAGCAAACUUCAUUGUGGCCGAGGGCUCUGACUCGCUCUGGGGUGUCCCGCCAAACCGGAAGAGACGCAUCGCCGCGAGAUCGAGUCGGUGAAGUUCCUGCUUGUGAGUGAGAGAGAGAAAGAGAGAGAAAGGAAUAAAAAAGGGGGGCGCAACAUAUCCGCGACUUACGAGAUGGCUGCAGCCGACCGACGGCAUCGCGGGGGGAGGGGAGCUGCUUUCCAGAUGGACUCGCUUAACAAACAAACAAAAAAAGAAAAAGAAAAAAAAAGGAAUAAAGGUGUUUUAAAAAAAAAGAGCAAACCAUGAAACGAUAGAAAACUAAUUUGCCUGGCAGCAAAGCAAGGAGAGAGAGAGAAAAAAAAAAGCAAAGUAGAAAACUUUCUGUGAAAUGAAAAUAAUUUCUUAAGGAUCCAUGGGGAUUAAAAAUCUUAUCUGUCUAGCAAACCCUGAGUCUGCCCUGCAGGGGGGGGGGAAGGAACGAAAGAAAGGGGAGUGUCCGUAUUUUUGUUUUUGUUGCAAACUCCUUCCCAGUUUCCAGAGCUCUGCUUCUCCUCCUCCCCAGAUCCAAAAGGAAAGAUUGCUUGAAACUGGUAACUGCCACGGGGCGCGAAAUCUUUGGGGUGGGCCGGAGGAAGGCAGUCUUGCUCUCUGUCCCCAAGGGAGGGUCUGCAAAGGGGGGUGCCGCUCCUCUCUGGGGCCCCCCCUUGCCGCGUAGCUGACUUCGAUAAACUGUUAUAAUAUAUAUUAUAUUAUAUAUAUUUUUUUCUUUUUUAGUUGAUUUGGAUUUUUUGAAAUUUUGGUUUCAAUUUGUUUGGGAUAUUUUUUUUUAAAAAAAAACUGGGGCAGGGGAGAGGGAGGGGGACUCUGGAAAGGACGAGGAUGGGCAGGCUACUUCGCCGAACCGAUCUGGCUGCGACUCGGGUGGGGUGGGGAGAGUCACGGGCCCUGCGCAGAUGUCAAGACAGGAGGGGGUGCUGUUCCGUCUGGUGUUGUAACCAUCUCGAGAACAAGGAAGAAAAAAAUAAAAAUAAAACCACACACACAAAAAAAAGAAAUAAAAAACGAUAAAAAGUUUUAAAAACGG